This is a messenger RNA of Cuscuta campestris, 861 nucleotides long. Lineage: Eukaryota; Viridiplantae; Streptophyta; Magnoliopsida; Solanales; Convolvulaceae. The record is from the annotation of a GenBank genome assembly.
AUCUUGCUUUGAAAAGAAGUUCAAAGCGCAGCAAGAAAUCUGUUGUAAUGGCUUCACCGAUUCGAAGAAGCGGUAGAUUGCAGCUUGCAGAGAUUAUGAAAAGGCCAAAAGUACACGCUGCGCAUGUCGACAUGGUCGAUGAUGACGAGGAUUCUGUGGAAGAUGGAGGUGCAAAUGGGAAUGAUAAUGCUGGUUCAGAUGUGUCUGGAGAUGAUGCAGUGAUUGGGGGAGAUGAAGGCGGGAAUGCAGAAGAGGAGACUGACAGUGAUGAUGCAUUUGAUGACCCACCUCGGAAGACAUCAACUGACCCUUCACCGAGUGCUUCGAGGAAGAAUGCUGCAACAGUAAAGAAACGAAAGAGGGAGGGGAUAACCAAAUUGAAGGAGAAGUACCUACGAAUUCAGUCAAGAGCUUCUCCCAACGUUUUGCAAAAAGUGGUUGAAGCUCUGAACGAAGUUCAGAGGCGGGAAGUUGUGAGAAUUGGGUUUGGGUCUAUGUUAAAGAUCAAGUUAACAGAGCUUCCAGCGAAACUAGGAUUUUGGGUGGUAGAGAAAUUUAAUCCUAGGAGUAGCAGUAUUGAACUUGCAGAUGGAACGAAGGUGCGUGUUACGGUGGAUGAUAUUAGACAUGUUUUGGGUUUGCCGUGUGGGCGUGCUAAGGUGUUCUACGUGGACCGAGUGGUGCUCUAUAGAAGGGACGUUGAGAGAAUGUCGCCUGCAUUUCUGGGAUGGACAUCUAAGAUCCUAAGGGAUAGAGAAAACAAUGAGGUCAGAGCAGGUGGAUUCGGGUUGGGGUAUGACGAUGGAAGAUUUGUUGGUGAGGUGGUGGAUGCGAGCUCUGGUGACACAGAUGUUGGGGCAG